Molecule: messenger RNA, 1495 nt
Organism: Eruca vesicaria subsp. sativa (arugula)
Lineage: Eukaryota; Viridiplantae; Streptophyta; Magnoliopsida; Brassicales; Brassicaceae
Source: the annotation of a GenBank genome assembly
CUCCUAGAAGAAGAAGAAGAUGAUGACUUUUAAAUUCGUAUUUAAUUUCUCCCAUCUGCUUCCUUUUUUUUUUCAUUUCUUCACCACACUCACUCUUCUAAUUAAACAUUAAAAAUUGCCUCUCUUGAAAACUGAAAUUAUUCAUUCACGAAGAAAAAAGAGAGCUCCUUUUCUCAAAACUCCAUUUCAGUUUCAGCGCUAUGGCGUUUUUCAAAGCCUUAGCCUUUCUGCUCCUUAUAAGCUUAGCCGAUGCAGAUUCCUCGUUUUCCUUUAAUGGGUUUGUGAAAUCUCCUUCCUUUGACAAGAACAUUGCUCUGUUUCGUGACUCCAAGCUCGUCGUCGUCAAUGGCGGUGGCUCAUCGAUUCAGUUGACUGACUCAGUGAGUCAGAGCCAAGGGCGUGUCCUUUACAAGAAACCCAUCACACUGUUCCAAGAAGGUAAUAAAGGUAGAAACUUUUCAGGAUCGUUCUCCACUAGCUUCUCCUUUUCCAUGAUGUCCUCAAAAGAGCUUAGUAGUAGUGUCCUCCUGGCUUUUGUAAUGGUUCCAAGUGGUUUAGAUCUUAGCUUGUUUGGUAGAAAGGGCAACACUUCCUCUGGUCUAGGCUUCUUAUUGAAAAAGGAGAUUGUUGCUGUUGAGUUUGGUGUCUCCAAGAGAGGAAGAAACCGUGUGGGGGUCUUAGUUGGUAGACCUGAAUCCGCUAGAAUUAGAAACGUUUCAUCUUUUGGUGGCCAUUUCAAUGGGAAGAAGUUGAGUUGUUGGAUUGAUUACGAGGCGAGUUCAAAGAGGAUAGAGGUUCGUCUGAGUCUAUCUAAUAAUGCCUUGAAGCCUGUAGAUCCGUUCAUCUCUUACUCGGUGGAUUUGGCUAAGAUAUGGAAAGAAAAGAAGUUCAUGGUGGGUUUGAUCUCUGCUAAUGGGAACUCUUCCAAGCCACAUUAUCUCCAUUCAUGGAGCUUUAAGCUCAGACAUCCCUCCAUGAGGAUUCACUCGCAGCCGCUUGAUCCAAACGCAGUUUCCAAGACUGUUAAGGAGGAGGAGAAGAAGAAGACAGUGGAAGUAAAGGGGAAAAGCCAAUGUGUUUGGAGAAUGCUUAGUGCAUUGGUUUUGGGUGCGGUUUGUGGAAUUUUAAGUGCCAUGUUUGCGUUAUAUCUUUGGACUAUAUGGGGUAAUAGGCGGUCAAUGGCAGUGGUUCCUGAGGAAUGUGCUGAUGAAAAAUCCGAUACCGUUGUUGAUGAAGAAGCCAAGAAGUAGUUUGGUAUUUUCUUAGAUUGUUGUGUUUGUUAUUUUGUGCUUGUAAUGUACAUUCUUGUGUCCUUCCUCUUCUUCUCUUUUGUUUUGUUUUGUUAGUUGCAAGUGUGGUGAGAUGAGCUUUCUUUCACAUGUAGAAGAACGUUACAAUAUGUAUUAGUUAAGAUCUUGAAAUCUUGAUCAAUUCGAUACAGUUGUCUUUUUUUAAUUUUUGUCAAGUGAGGACAAGAGAAGACGUGAGUGUAUUG